CUAAGAUUAGGAGUAAUGAUAUGCCGAAACCACAUUAGAUAAGUGGAUUCCGAAUGUCACUCUUUACUGUUCAUCAUGCUUGUUCCCUGCAACAUAUCCUCUCUCUCCUGCCACCUCAAGAAAUCUGUUUACAGAUUGCUGGUAAUUCCCACACAUUUCCAUCCUGCCCUUGAAUAGAGUGUUUCUGGUUAACCAGAUAGUCAAAGCGGAAGAACAAGUAUCGGAAGAAGGAUUAACAAACUAAUGGGCAAAGACCAACAUUCUUAUUCUUUCACCAAGAAAUUCUUACCCUGGUUCUUUUAUUGCACUAUCGCCAUUGCCAUCUUUCGUUUAUACUUCUACCCUCUUCAUUUAGUUCGCCAAUCCACCAUUGACCAACUCCCCGACACCCUCAUCACCCCUUCUUCUUCUUCUUCAUCUAUCAAGCGAGAAGUGAAAAAAGUUUAUGAAAUUCCUUGUGACUUCACCAAUGGCAGAUGGGUCCAUGACAAGAUGGGACCUUUAUACAAUGGCACAGCCUGUGCUACCCUUAAGGAAGGUCAAAACUGCAUCGCUCAUGGAAGACCUGACUUGGGUUACCUCUACUGGAGAUGGAAACCAAAUCAAUGCAAGCUUCCGAGGUUUGAUCCCCUCACUUUUCUUCAACUUCUUAGUCACAAACAUUUAGCUUUUGUUGGUGAUUCUAUGGCUCGGAACCAACUAGAGUCCCUUCUUUGCAUGCUGUCCACGGUCUCUGUCCCGAACCUUGUUUAUCGAGAUGGUGAAGAUAAUAAGUUUAGAAGAUGGCAUUUUGAUUCUCAUAAUUUCAGUAUUUCUGUUUACUGGUCACCCUUUUUAGUUAAAGGAAUUGAGAAAUCUAAAUCUGGUCCAAAUCAUAACAAUUUGUUUGUGGAUUAUGUUGAUGAGAGGUGGGCGGCUGAUUUAGAUCAAAUAGACAUGAUUGUUUUAUCUGUUGGGCAUUGGUUUUUACAUCCAGCUGUUUAUUUUGAGGGAGAUUCUGUAUUGGGUUGCCAUUAUUGUCCUGGACUAAAUCACACCGAGAUUGGUUUCUAUGAUGUUUUGAGGAAGGCCUUAAAGACUACCCUCAAAACUGUAAUCAAAAGAGCAGGGUCUAAUGUUAAUGUUAAAGAUGUGAUCUUGACCACAUUUUCUCCAUCACAUUUUGAAGGUGAUUGGGAUAAGGCAGGUGCUUGUCCUAAGACCAAGCCUUAUAAGGAGGGCGAAAAAUUGCUUGAAGGAAUGGAUGCUGAUAUCAGAAAUAUUGAGGUUGAACAAGUGGAGAAAGCUAAGGAAAAUGCUAAGCAAAAGGGGUUGAGGCUAGAGGUAUUGGAUGUGACCAGAUUAUCGCUAAUGAGACCAGAUGGUCAUCCAGGUCCUUACAUGUAUCCAAAUCCAUUUGCUAAUGGGAUUCAAGAGCAUGUACAGAAUGAUUGUGUACAUUGGUGCUUACCAGGGCCUAUAGAUACUUGGAAUCAAAUAAUGCUAGAGGUUAUAAGGAGAUGGGAGGGUCAAUCAAAAAGAGAAGUGCAGUAUGCUUUUCUCUAGUUUAUCUAUCUUGUUAGAGAAUUGACACAAUGAGGAGAUAAAGCGAUUGAUAGUGGUUAUAUUUCUGUAUGGGGUCUUUUCUAAUUUGAAAGAAAUGGAAGGCGGGGAACGAGUCAUAACAUAGAAGAGAGGUUUGGGGCAGCAAAGUUACAAAGAUGGUAUACUUUUGAAGGUACAUGCUUGGUCUAUGUGAAAUGUUCAAAGUGAUUCAAUAUAAGGUUCUAAAGAAACUGAAGUCCAUCGGCACUUUUCAUUAUUUUAUUUCAGAAUUCACAGAUGAAAAGUUAAUUUGCCCACCAGGUUCACAUGCUUCAUGAAUGUAUCCAUUGAAAUACUUGUUUGGUUGUAAGUUUUUCUCGCACAGAUUUAAGUUUUUUUGUUUGGAAUUCGAUUUCAACUACUUCCUUUUAUAUAUUGUAUGUUAUCUUUUACCUAGUUUCAAAUCUCAAAAAAGACUGCUUCGCCUUU
Molecule: messenger RNA, 2013 nt
Organism: Mangifera indica (mango)
Lineage: Eukaryota; Viridiplantae; Streptophyta; Magnoliopsida; Sapindales; Anacardiaceae
Product: protein ALTERED XYLOGLUCAN 4-like
Exons: 2
Coding region: 244-1545 (433 amino acids)
Cellular component (GO): Golgi apparatus
Molecular function (GO): O-acetyltransferase activity
Source: RefSeq, a predicted model, not a curated record